AUGGGAUGGAUUGUCAGCAACGCUCCCUAUAGUUAUCCCGAAGUAAAAGCAGCCCUCUACCCGAUUUAUCGUAACAAAGAAUUGUUACUAAAAAAGAUCGCUCCCUACAAAGCCGAUAUCAUCAAAGAAAAAGCCUGUCAGUCUUUUGCCGUGGAAGCAAGCAACUUUUCAGACAACCGGCAAUAUGAUUCAGCUUAUAAGAUGAUCGACUUCGCCAUGACGAUCGCCAACGCCGUCAAUGAUACAUUUGGCAAAGCCGCUGUUCACCUGUUGAAAGCACAAAUCGACCAGGACCUCGAAAAAUAUGCAGACGCGAUCAAAGAGUGUGAUAACGGUUUAAAAUAUUCCAGGUUGUUUAAGAAUGCCUACGAUACAUCACGCUACAUGGAAUUUAAGGAAAACGAAGCGAGAUUACUGAUCAAGAAAGGAUUUUGCCAGUAUAAGAUUUCAUUGUACAAGGACGCAAAUCGUACGCUGGAAGAAGCCCGCAUGCACCUUGAAAAUAACAAGACCGUCCUGGGCGAAGCACUGUACGCCGGACUACUGGUCAAAAGGGAAGAAUAUGUAGCCAUGAUCAAUUAUAAUGAUGGCAACUAUGUCGCGGCGCUUUCCAGUAUCAGCAAUGCCAUAUCCAUCAAUGACAGGGUAAACAGCACAGAUUCCCGUGCACGGAACGCUUAUAACUAUUGGUUGAAAGGGAAGAUCUAUAACCAGCAAAAAAAUUCAACGGACGCGUUAUCGGCCUUCAGCCAGUCAAAAAGUAUUUAUGCAGGAAGGAACGAUGAAUUGAACAUGGCCAUCGUGCUCAAUGAAGUAGGAUAUACUUAUUAUAAUCUUGCCGAAUACAGGAAAAGUAUUGCCUGCCUCGAUACCGCUUACCAGCGUUUAUAUUCACUUAAGGAUUACAAUUCUGCCGGUUAUUCAAAAUCACUGACGGGUAAUUGUUAUUGGGAAAUGGGAAUGUAUGAUUCCGCCAUCAGUGCCCACCAAGAAGCUAUUUCGCUUCGGAAAGACAAUGAAUCCGGGCUUGCCUAUUCAUGGGAACAACUAGGAAGCCUGUACAAACUAAGCGGUUUGAAAGAUAAAGCCAUGGACGCGUACAAGGAAGCACUAAUGCAUAACCGCCAGCUUGGCGAUAGCACCGGUGUAGCGGGUAUUUUCAAGGAACUGGGUAUCCUUUACCACAACGAUGAGUUUUACUCGAUGGCAGUUUCCUUUUAUGAACGUGCGGCUAAGAUUACACCGGAAGUGCCAACCUAUGCACUUUAUAACCUCGAUAAAGACUCUGCUAAUGGCAAUAAUGGUAAAUUGACGAUGGACGAGAUCGAAGAGCUCGAUAUUGAAGGUUGCGACCUUGUCACCCUUUCUGCUUGUGAGACUGCAGUGUCGAUACAGCGGAAGGCCGGAAUGUGGCGGACAACUACUAUCUCUGGAAUAACGGAGAGACGAUCACUGUCAAGUUCGUCGGUGGUGGUAGCCCGACAUUGCGGAGAAAAGUGA
Molecule: messenger RNA, 1500 nt
Organism: Ostertagia ostertagi
Lineage: Eukaryota; Metazoa; Nematoda; Chromadorea; Rhabditida; Trichostrongylidae
Source: the annotation of a GenBank genome assembly